AAUAAGUCCAUCCGUGAAAUUUCCUUGCUGCUAAAUAUUCCACGGUCAACUCUUAGUGGUAUUAUAACAAAGUGGAAGCAACUGGGAACAGCUACUCAGCCACAAAGUGGUAGGUCACGUAAAAUGACAAAGUGGGGUCAGUGCAUGCUGAAGCACACAGUGCGCAGAAGUCGCCAGCUGUCUGCAGAGUCAAUAGCUAAAGACCCCAAACUUUGUGCGGCCUUCAGAAUAACAACAGUGUGUAGAGAGCUUCAUGGAAUGGGUUUCCAUGCCUUAUAUCAGCAAUUGCAGUGCAAAGCGUCGGAUGCAGUGGCAUAAAGCAUGCCACCACUGGACUCUAG
Staurois parvus is the source of this 341-nucleotide messenger RNA. NCBI's taxonomy places the organism in Eukaryota, Metazoa, Chordata, Amphibia, Anura, Ranidae. The record is from the annotation of a GenBank genome assembly.